CAGAGCAAAACACUUUUACAUGCAGCUGCAAGAAAGAAAGAUUUGGAUGCAAGGAACUGUGUAGUCAGAAUGCCAAGUAAAGCCCAGGAGGAUGCUGUGAUAAAUAUGAAGUCGAUACAGGACAUCUCUAAGCAGCUGGGUUUCGAGUGGCCAGUUCUUGCAUAUGAACUUGGCUUCACAAGAUCUGAGGUCAGGCAGUUUCAUGCCACUUCUAAAGAAAAGAGGGUUCAGGCUAAGAGCAUGCUGGAGUCCUGGUAUGAGCGGUCUUGGGACAAGCCCAACAAGACUAAAGUGCUUGAGGAUGGUCUGGAGCGAGCCGGGCGGAGGGACCUGGCCGAGAGGCUGCACUGCGUGCACUGGGGACACCAGCGGCUCAGCCGCAGGGUGGAGCUGCCCUCCGCUUUCCCCUUCCUUAUUACAGUCCACAGGACCAUAGAAAACACGGACGCCCUGCGCACGAUCAACCAGCUCAACCGCAGCUACAAAUAAUACUGUUGGUCGGAGAGCUGGAAAAACAUCCACAGUUCAUUCGUCUGUCAUGUUCGAGAGAAGAAUAGAAAUGUUAACUUCGCUUUACAAACAUGUCCGUUUUUAAUAAUUUAGGCGAACGGACAUCUAUGAACCCGUUCGUGAAUAUGUAUCUAAAUAA
Molecule: messenger RNA, 649 nt
Organism: Electrophorus electricus (electric eel)
Lineage: Eukaryota; Metazoa; Chordata; Actinopteri; Gymnotiformes; Gymnotidae
Product: p53-induced death domain-containing protein 1
Biological process (GO): signal transduction
Molecular function (GO): protein binding
Source: RefSeq, a predicted model, not a curated record